AACUUGGCAAACUGUAACUGAAAUUAAACACAGCGAUAUAGCGAAGUUGGGCGGAAUAAAAGUUAUUUGAUAUGUUUGUUUAGUGAUUAAAAUUAAGGUUAAUUUUAGAGUUUCCUGUGCUAUGUAUAUUGAAUAUAUUAAAUUCAUAUAAUUAAUAUUUAACAAUGCCAAGUUCAUUGUUGUUUGGUAUUAACAAUGAGGGAAGAGUUUAUACUCUCUCCACAACUGGUGGCAUGUGGAGGGAAUUACCAUAUGUUGGGCAAGAAUUUAAAAAGUUGUCAGGUAUUCCACAUUUCUUAUGGGCUUUAGGUGGAGACCAUCAGGUAUAUGUAUAUGUACAUGGAUUGGAUAUUCCAAUAAGAGUGAGAGAGGAGUGCUAUGAAAAUGAGAGGUGGAUACCUAUUGAGGGUUUCUCUACACGAUUAUUGCCAACUGAUAGAUUUAAGUUCAGUUCAGCAGAUGGAACUGUUGAUAGAACGAUUCAGAAUAUAAGAUUGCCUUCAAUGGCUUGGCAAUGGGAAGGGGAUUGGCAAUUAGAUUUAACCCUUAAUGGACAGCCAUUAGAUCAUGAUGGUUGGACUUAUGCUGUAGACUUUCCUGCUCAGUAUUAUCCUAAGAAACAAUGGAAGAGUUGUGUCAGACGUAGAUUAUGGGUCAGGUCAAGAAGGUACAGUGCCAUGAAUUCUUGGUGUGCAAUUGCACCAUUGCAUAAAGAUGCAACUGCUGAACCAUUCAUUGACAUAUGUAUAGGUGGACAAAGUAUAACAGGUGCUGAGCCAGGAAUAAUGCUAGUAUGGGCAGUUACUUCACAUAAUCGGGUGAUGUUUAGGACUGGAGUUUCAACUAGAUCUCCAGAAGGUGCAAAAUGGACAUUGGUUUCAGUACCUGUGGGCUGUGAAAUUAAUCAAUUAUCUAUUGGAUCUAGUGGUUUAGUUUGGGCUUCAUUGUUGGAUGGUAGAGCACUUGUUCGAAUUGGAGUAACACGCGAUAAUUUUUCUGGUGAUUCCUGGGUUGAAGUUCGUGGUCCUGGUCCAAAUUUAAGAAUUAUGCAAAUAAGCAUAGGUAUGUCUAGUGUCUGGGCAGUGACUCAGAAUAAGCAAGUAUGGUUUAGAAAAGGAAUAAAAGGUGAAGGAUCAGGAACUAGUGAAGAGUUAGCAGCUGGAUGUGGAUGGGUUGAGAUGGUAGGACGAAUGUCUUUAGUUUCAGUUACGGCCAACGACCAAGUAUUUGCAAUUGGCGCAGAUGAUAGGGCUGUUUACUAUAGGAUGGGUGUAUCUUUUGGUGACCAAACAGGAAAGAGGUGGAGGUCAUUACAUGCUCCUUUACAAGUGAGCAGGGCUAGUAGUAAUGCAAGUCUUAGUAGGGAUCGUUUCCAAAAUCAAAGCAAUUCAUCUUUGAAUCGACCACACAGUUUGUGUGAAUCAUCUGGUAUUGGCGAUUGGGAAGAGCAAAGUCAUUCCGCUCCAAGUGCACCGACGUCCUUACCAGUUGGAGAAUUAGCUGGCAAACAUUUUGAAACUCAACUGAAAAAUCCUAAGGCUUGGAGCCCUGUCAGAUCCGUUGGAUCUGUAGUAGGAACUGAAGUUAUAUCAGACGAGAGUGUUUACAAUUCCGAACGACAAGAUUCAUGUAUUUUUGCCGAAGAUGAAGAAUUAGGAUGGGCUGAAUACGAGGCCCCUUGGUCAUGGGUAGAGGCUGGUCCAUGCACAAUAGACCCAAACCAAUUACCAAAUUGGUUUGCUGAAGUACCUACGCUUCAACAGACUGAGUUGGAUCAACCUUGGAGGUUGAAGAUUCUCGAAGACCUUAAAUCACGUUUAUCAAAUGACAAUAAAUAUUCGGAUUAUCAGGUUGCUAUAGAUACAUCGUCUUGGGUACAUUCAGGCGAAGGUAGAAUUUGCAUGGAUUCCACCAAUGUUUUUAUUGACUGUGUCCUGCAGCUUGAAUGGGUGCAUACUGCAGGUACCUUAACUGUCUUGCAUCCUGAUGGUGCUUCAACUAUGCAUCAAUUUAGUAUGAACGAAGUGACGUGCGUGCAAUGUUGCAGUGAUCCUGGUAGUCCUCGUUUGUCGAUCCAUACUCCAAACAUAACUCCGCCUGUCAUACGUUUGCAAUUUUCCAGCGAUACAAUGUUGGAAGAAUGGCAGCGCCAUCUUUCAACUAUUUCAAUGCAAAUACACAAUUGCAAUGGCAAAGCCAAUGAUAGUAGCGUGUGGGCGGUCACUAAAUUAGGGGAGGUAUACGUAUGGGACGGUUUGCAACAAAAGGCAAACAAAAUUGAUGACAAUAAUUACGAGCAAAUUAUCGAUUUAGCUGGAAAGGAAGUUCCAUUCACCAUGCAUCUACAUGCAAGUUGUGUCCCAGGAACUAUAAUUACAAUAAACGGCUGCGUUUCUGACGAUGUUGAUAGGUUUGCAAUUAAUUUAGACGCACAUAAUACUUACAAGUUGAAACACAAGGCUCACGCUGAAUAUGAGAAUUGUGUGUUGCAUAUAAAUCCUAGAUUCAAUGAUAAUUUGAUCGUUAGGAACAGUAUGAUUGAAGGAAAAUGGGGCGAAGAAGAGAGAAACGGAAAUAAUAUGUUCAGAAGGGGACAAGAGUUCAGUCUGAAGAUACUCUGUAAAGAAGAUGAUUUCAUUAUUUAUAUAGAUGACGAGCAAUAUUGUACAUACAGGCACCGAUUGCCGCCCGCUGCUGCUACAAUGUUGAGUGUACGAGGUGGCUUAAAAUUAUUCAAGUUAAAAAUGAAUACGCCCUCUUUAAUCUUAAAUCCACUUGAAUUAUACUGGCGUCCAUUCGGUGGCCAUUUGAGGAGGGUUGAAACUUGUAAGCUUGGUGUCACCUGGGGCAUCGGUUACGAUCACACUGCAUGGGUGUAUAACUGCGGCUGGGGUGGCGCAUGUUUUGUUGGGCUUGAUAGUAAUAAUGUUAAUCCGAUGGCAGAUUCUCAAGAUUAUAGAGUAUAUGAGAAUCAGAGAUGGAAUCCUGUCACUGGAUAUACUUCAGCUGGUUUACCAACUGAUAGGUAUAUGUGGAGCGAUGCCACUGGUAAGCAAAAACGUACUAGAGAUCAAGUGAAACUGCUGUCAAUGCGAUGGCAAUGGGUUUCUGAUUGGCUAGUAGAUUUCCAUGUCCCCGGGGGCGUGGAUAGAGAUGGGUGGCAGUAUGCUGUUGACUUCCCUUCAACAUACCACGCAAAUAAACAAUUUACUGAUUGUGUAAGGCGACGACGAUGGUACAGGAGGUGUGCUGUGGCUACAACAGGCCCUUGGCAAGAAUUGGGUCAUACCAAAGUUAUUGACGUGUCCUUAGCUUCUGUAAACGAUGUUAGUAUAUCUGUAUGGGGUUUAGCGACUGGUGGACAAGCUAUGAUUCGUACUGGAGUAUCCACGAGUACUCCGGCUGGUGUCAAAUGGGAACAUGUGGCUUCCGAUCAAGCUUACAGCAGUAUAUGUUGCGGUUCUUUCAAGCAGGUUUGGGCUACUGGCAGAAAUGGAUGUGCUUACAAGCGUUUAGGAAUUCGAGAAGAUAAUCUUGAAGGUCAAAGUUGGCUUUGCAUUGAACCCCCGCAAGGUGCUCAGUUGAAGCACAUUUCGGUUGGUGCUGCAGGCAUUUGGGCACUCGAUAUCCAUGGGAAUAUAUAUGUACGAGUUGAAAAUAUUAAAUCUGAGAAAUGGCGUAGCGUUAACAUCGAUCCAGCAGCUUUAACUGGAGGUUUACACGCUACUGGCUUUAAACAUUUAGCAGCUGGGUAUAAAGAAGUAUGGGCUGUUACAAAUGGAGGCCUAAUGCUGAGACGACAAGGUAUUUGCCAAGAAAAUCCAACUGGAACCGGAUGGGAUUUGGGAAUACCGGGAAAUUGGCAGCAUAUAAGCAUCAAAGCUUUUGAAUAAUUUUAAAAAUUCGUGUGUAAUUUUUCGUUUUGUGAUUAUAACUUAAGCAACAAGCUUAAUAUUAUUUAUUCAAUUGGAUCUAGUCUACCAUUUAUGGCUGUAAUAUUAUUUUUCCAAAGUAUAUAUGAAA
Messenger RNA from Nicrophorus vespilloides, 4023 nucleotides. RefSeq names its product tectonin beta-propeller repeat-containing protein. Gene Ontology annotation, molecular function: carbohydrate binding. The record is from RefSeq and is a predicted model, not a curated record. Gene Ontology annotation, cellular component: membrane. NCBI's taxonomy places the organism in Eukaryota, Metazoa, Arthropoda, Insecta, Coleoptera, Silphidae. The coding region runs from base 165 to 3893 and encodes 1242 amino acids. The transcript is spliced from 9 exons.